Priapulus caudatus is the source of this 975-nucleotide messenger RNA. Its product is annotated as ankyrin repeat domain-containing protein 50-like. Bases 1 to 975 code for a protein of 324 amino acids. NCBI's taxonomy places the organism in Eukaryota, Metazoa, Priapulida, Priapulimorpha, Priapulimorphida, Priapulidae. Gene Ontology annotation, molecular function: protein binding. The record is from RefSeq and is a predicted model, not a curated record. The transcript is spliced from 2 exons.
AUGCUGCUCUCACACGGCGCCGACGCCAACGCCGCGGACUCGCAAGGACAGACCUCCCUGCACCACGCGGUUUGCUCUGGCAGGCUGGACACCAUGCGCCUGCUAAUGGAGGCCGAUGCAGAUCCAAACGUCGCUGAGAUGAAGAGCGGGGAGACGCCGCUGAUGAUAGCGCCGUGGCAGGGCGAUAAGGCGGUGGUGCAGAUGCUGCUCUCACACGGCGCCGACGCCAACGCCGCGGACUCGUUCGGUGAGACCUCCCUGCUCAUCGCGGCUUGCUACUCUGACUGGCUGGACAUCGUGCGCAUGCUACUGGAGGCCGGCGCAGACCCCAACGUCGCCGCGACGAAAAAAGGGAGGAGUUUUACCGCGUUGCACUACUCCUGUGAUCGACUUCAUAUCGAGAUGAGUACUCACCUCUUGAAACACGGAGCUGACCCGAACCUCGUCGAUUGUAAAAAGAGGGCGCCGCUCACUAUAAUAGGCAGCCAGGUGAAAAGACCCAGAAUGAGUGAGCGAGCAGCACAAGCGGCAUCAGUGGUACAAGCGGCGUCAGCUCUCCUACAGACGUGCGAGUCCACCGGCGUACUUCUACAAGUUAACACGCGCGACAGCAAGGGCGACACCCCGCUGCACAGUUUCUGUAGGAUGAUUCUCGCAUGCAAAGACAAUGUUUACGCGCGACAGAGGGAGGGGUGCGUGCUGAUAGUGCACGCGCUGCUGUUCAACCACGGUGCACACGUCGACGUGGUGAACGCACGGGGAAAGACGCCGUACGAACUCUGGCGCCAAAUUUAUCCGACGUGUUUCCGCGGCAACGUGGAGUCGAGCGACGAGAUACAUGGCAGAAUGAGCGCGCAGUAUCAUUCGCUGAAGUGCCACUGCGCGCGCUUUAUCGUCAGACACAACGUUGCAUACGAGAACAGGCUGCCUCUGAGUCUCAUAGAAUUUGUCAAGGCACACGCUAGACCAACGUAG